Molecule: messenger RNA, 1332 nt
Organism: Trichosurus vulpecula (common brushtail)
Lineage: Eukaryota; Metazoa; Chordata; Mammalia; Diprotodontia; Phalangeridae
Gene: TVP23A
Product: trans-golgi network vesicle protein 23 homolog A
Exons: 7
Coding region: 188-829 (213 amino acids)
Biological process (GO): vesicle-mediated transport; protein secretion
Cellular component (GO): Golgi membrane
Source: RefSeq, a predicted model, not a curated record
UGGAGGGCGGCCCCUUAGCAACUGGUACCUCCGCAGCCGAAGCUCAACGCGCUGCGCCCCACCUCCAUCCCAUCCCACUUAUGCCCCUGACCCUUCUGCCCAGUGGCGGCUGGACAUCAAGACAGAGAAAAAACCAGGCCUUAACCUAGUUGCGGAUUGGGCCGGCCUACGGUGGCCAGGUGGGAAGAUGAAGCAGUCCUUGGUAGAUGACACAGAGGAUGUGUCUCUUGAUUUUGGAAAUGAAGAGGAAUUGGAAUUGAGGAAAGCCAAAAUCAGGCAUCCACUGGCCACCUUUUUCCACCUCUUUUUCCGAGUGAGUGCUAUCAUUACCUACUUGUUCUGUGACUGGUUCAGCAAAAGCUUUGUUGCCUGUUUUGUCACUAUUCUACUUCUUCUGUCCUUUGACUUUUGGUCUGUCAAGAAUGUGACAGGAAGACUCAUGGUUGGCUUACGCUGGUGGAACCAGAUAGAUGAAGAUGGAAAAAGUCAUUGGAUUUUUGAAGCCAAAAAGGUCUCUUUAAAUAAUUCAACUGGAACAGAAGCUGAGGCUAGAAUCUUCUGGCUUGGUCUAAUUAUCUGUCCAUUGAUCUGGACUGUAUUCUUCUUUAGCACCUUAUUCUCCCUGAAGCUCAAAUGGCUCGCACUUGUGAUUGCUGGAAUCUCCCUCCAAACUGCUAAUCUCUAUGGAUAUAUCCACUGUAAAAUAGGAGGACAAAAAAGUAUUACUAAAGUCACAUCGAGGUUUCUAUCCCAGACAGUAUUUCAAAGAGAGUGUCAAGAUGAAUUUCAGAAGCCUGGUCUAGAGAGAAUGGAAAUACACAAACAUUAAAUGAGAAGCAGAGGCUCAUUACCUCCAGAAUAAUGUUCUACCAGUAACCUAGCAUUUGUGAUCCACUAUGUCAUUUGGCUCCUUUUCAACCUUCCUGGUCUUAAUGUAUCUUGAACAAGCUAUGCAUACUUCUUGACUUGGGUCCCAUCUAAUCCACAUCUUCCCACCCCACUGAAGCUUUUCUUGGCUGCUGCCAUUAUGCUGUCCUCAUAUGAAUUUGUAACUCUUAAAAUAAGUAUCUCUUACAUGGUACUUACAUGCCACCUUUUGACUUCUUGCUAGCGUAAAGGAAAAAUGCUAGACUACGAUGACUGGUUCCAUUCUGAACUAAAUUACUUACUAUUUAUUAUUAUAUCAAGUAAGCUUCCCUUUUAGCAAAAUGGAGAUAAUAUAUGUUAUGCUUCUCAGUGUCAUGAGAGUCAAAUGAGAAUAUAUGUAAAAGCACUUUAUUUAAAACUUCUACACAAAUAAAAGCAAAACAGUGUUAUUGUCCAAACCAGACA